AUACAUAAACCCCUACCAAAAUCCCUCAUUUUCCCAGAGAAAUCGAAAACCCUCGUUAGUGAAACCAAAUCAGGAACUCCAAGAAAAUGGGAAGCAAUCAAGCGGCGGUUUCUUUCUUAACCAACGUCGCACGCGCCGCCUUUGGUCUCGGAGCUGCCGCGACCGUCCUCAACGCCUCACUGUACACGGUGGACGGUGGCGAAAGAGCUGUGAUCUUUGAUCGUUUGAGGGGAGUCUUGGAUAAAACGGAGGGGGAAGGGACUCACUUUUUGGUUCCAUGGCUUCAAAAGCCCUUCAUCUAUGAUAUUCGUAUGAAGCCUCACACAUUCUCCUCCAUUUCUGGAACUAAGGAUCUCCAGAUGGUUAAUCUUACUCUUCGUGUCCUUUCUAAACCUAAGGAGGAUAAGCUUCCUGAAAUCUAUCAACGCCUCGGUCUUGAGUACGAUGAGAAGGUUCUUCCCUCCAUUGGAAAUGAGGUGCUGAAAGCUGUGGUUGCACAGUUCAAUGCCGAUCAGCUUCUCACCGAGCGUCCCCAAGUGUCGGCAUUGGUCCGGAGUUCACUAACACAGCGUGCCAGGGACUUUAACAUCGAGCUAGCCGAUGUUGCGAUUACGCACUUGUCGUAUGGUGCUGAAUUCUCGAGAGAGCAGAAGCAGGUGGCACAACAGGAGGCGGAGCGGUCGAGGUACGUUGUGAUGAAAGCUGACCAGGAGAGGCGUGCUGCUGUUAUCCGAGCAGAAGGUGAAAGUGAGGCUGCAAAGUUAAUUUCUGAAGCCACCCAGACUGCUGGUAUGGGGCUGAUUGAGCUGAGGAGGAUCGAGGCAUCGAGAGAAAUCGCUGCAACUCUUGCUAGGACACCUAAUGUGACAUACAUUCCCGGUGGGCAAAGCAUGCUUCUCGCAAUGAAUCCAUCUAGGCCAUGAUGGAACUUAUGACAUGGAAGGAGGCUCAGCCGGUUGUGAAUUCGAAAUAUCUCUUGCUUCGUCGAUGGGUACUUUCUGAUGUUCGAAAGUGUCUUAUGUCUAGGAAAAAAGAGUAUAAAUAAAGUUCUUGAAGAACAUGUCUGGUUUUUGGAUGUCCAGUUGGGAAUCAUAUGGAUAUUAGAGUUAGAUCGUAAGUAAAUUCAGCUACUCCUUAAUCCUACACGUGUGUUUGGUUUCUUAUUGCUAGUAGAAUUCUUCAGAGGAAUUAAUUGAAUCAUUAUUGGUG
Hibiscus syriacus is the source of this 1209-nucleotide messenger RNA. Its product is annotated as prohibitin-3, mitochondrial-like. The record is from RefSeq and is a predicted model, not a curated record. NCBI's taxonomy places the organism in Eukaryota, Viridiplantae, Streptophyta, Magnoliopsida, Malvales, Malvaceae. The transcript is spliced from 3 exons. Gene Ontology annotation, biological process: mitochondrion organization. The coding region runs from base 87 to 923 and encodes 278 amino acids. Gene Ontology annotation, cellular component: membrane; mitochondrion.